CUUAAGCUCAAUGCCUCCUGCAUUUGUUCAUUCGAAUAAACUCAAAGAGUAUGUUGGUCCGCCAGCGGACCCUGUUCCGGAAGAUUAUGUCGAGUAUCUUGAAAUAGGAGCAUUUUUAGAAAAAAAAGAGAGCUAUUGCAAAGCCGUAAACCUAUCUGACGAGGACUUGGAUGAAUGGCUCCGUCCAACGAGCACUCUUCCGUUUGAGAAGUUCGUCUUGGGACAAGCUCCUCGAAAAGUUCUGCGACUUGUCAUAUGCUCCUUGCCUUGCAGAAAAUUCCCCCACCAGCCGUUCACAAAGGACGAGUUUUACCAAAUGCGGGACGUAUAUAACCUCAAGGAAGACUUCUUCCAGACAGGCGAGCUCUGUGGGCCAAAUCUUUGGUUUGAGACUGUCGUUUCCGAUGGUUGUCAUGGUAAGCCCGAAGCACACGUUUCUCUAGCAUACGUUGAUUGGUCAGGCUAUGUGGUUCAAGUAGACAAGUUUAACACGGCCAAAGCAGCAUUCAAAAUGUCCUUGUGCUAUGAUCCCGCAUCUCGAAUCACGUGUGCAGUAGUACGUGUACUCGUCAACCUAGAAUUGGAUCAACUUCGUUCGCGGCUAGAAGCUCUUAAGCAUUACAUGUGGCUACCCGUAAUGCUACCACUUAUUAUAGCGGAGACACGAGUCGUUUCCACGCCUGAGAAGCUCAAUGAGGACAAGGACGGGAUAACACUUCUCGAGAAGGAUGCCGGAGUGUACAAGAACACUUAUUUCAAAGACACUCUUAAUCCAGAGACGGUGGCGCCGUCCGAGGCACGAGAAUUCGAUCUCAUCAUAAACGGAAUCAUACCAAUAAAGUCGCGGUGCGAUUACCUUCUUAUCAAAACGAAAAUGUGUCUCGAGUUCUUGGACUUUCUGGAUAACGUCAGCAAGUCGUACAAAGCCGAUCAUGUUCUAAAAAAUAGGUUUGGAGACUUUGAGCAGAGAUGUCAGGCGGUUUGCUCUUCGAAGAUUGCUUACCAGCAAGUCUUCGCGACCAACGUUCAGACUCGGUGUCGGUAUGUGCUCGACAGAGCGGCGAGCCUUACAAGCCAAUGCUACACGAUGAUGGGACAAAAAGACAAUUACCUUAACUUACGCACCGCCAAUGUUAGCCUUAAGAUUGCGGAAAUGAGCCGUGAAGACAAUCUCCAGAUGAAGAAGAUAGCGGAAUCUACCGCUCGGGACAGCACCGACAUGCGUAGUAUCGCCAUGCUCACCAUGAUCUACCUCCCGCCAACCUUCACCGCAACGUUCUUUAGUACUUCGUUCUUCGAUUUCUCGCCCCGGAACGAAAAGCUCGUGUCCUGGUGGUAUUGGGUUUACUGGGUCGUCACAUGUGCACUUGUAAUAUGCACGCUUGGUUUGUGGUACGUCCAAGUGAAAUGGGGUCUUAUGUUUUGGAAACGCAAGGCAAAUGGAAAGGCUGCCGAAGACACCGAGAAGCAUGCGAUUGUUCCAAAGUCGCCCUAG
Molecule: messenger RNA, 1495 nt
Organism: Verruconis gallopava
Lineage: Eukaryota; Fungi; Ascomycota; Dothideomycetes; Venturiales; Sympoventuriaceae
Exons: 4
Coding region: 11-1495 (494 amino acids)
Source: RefSeq, a predicted model, not a curated record